Diaporthe batatas is the source of this 531-nucleotide messenger RNA. RefSeq lists its product as uncharacterized. Lineage: Eukaryota; Fungi; Ascomycota; Sordariomycetes; Diaporthales; Diaporthaceae. The record is from RefSeq and is a predicted model, not a curated record. The coding region runs from base 1 to 531 and encodes 176 amino acids. The transcript has 3 exons. Gene Ontology annotation, molecular function: iron ion binding; heme binding; oxidoreductase activity, acting on paired donors, with incorporation or reduction of molecular oxygen.
AUGGCUGCAGUCCACUUCUACCUCACAUGCAACCCAAAUGUCUACGACCGUCUUGCUGCGGAAAUCCGCACAACCUUCUCCUCCGGCGCCGAGAUCUGUAACGGUCACAAGCUGAAAUCCUGUGUGAUCGCACCAUCUUCGCUGGGCACACUGUGGCGCCAGCAGGACACGUCCACCCCGUCCAAUGCCAACAAGCCCUUCGUCGUUGACGGACAUCCGGAAGACUCGCCCCAGCUACGCACCAUGCGGCGUGCUCACGCGCCGUUUGCGGUAGGUGACCGUGGAUGUGCUGGAAAGUCGAUGGCAUAUCUCGAGAUCAGCCUCAUGUUGGCCAAAACUCUGUGGUAUUUCGACUUUGAACGCGCCUCUGGUGUGGCUGGGCAAGUGGGCUGUGGUGGAUAUGCAAACUUCAAGGGGGAGCAAGGUCGGCAGAGGGACGACGAGUUUCAGCUCUUUGAUAUGAUCACAGCCUCACACGAUGGGCCACUUCUUACUUUCAAGCCUCGAGGAGACUUGUGGAAGGAUCUGUGA